UCCUGGGUUGGAAUAUUACUCCGCUGUGGCAAACGCUGUUACAACAUUUGGUGUUUUUAUGCAUCCCUAAAACCGCGAAAAGAUCAAUAUCGCGGCUUAGGUGCAGUAAAAAUGAUCAUUCAGACGUCAACAGACCGACACUAGCAUUAUUUCCGGUUUACAAUGCGGACUACGUGACAUGGCGGAUUGACAUCGAGGGCGCUGUUCGCGUUUUCCUUUUUGAGAAAGUGUUCAGAGUUUUGGAAAUAGAGGAGGAGGGUGAACCAUACUGAGCCGGGAUUGAAGGGUCUUGGGGCCAGCAUCACUUUUCAAAGUUUGUCUCGGUAAUUUCCUGGAGACUCCAACCCUCCAACUGGUCUGGUUUGUUUACAUUUUGUGGCCCAGGCGUGUAUGCGUUGUAUCAGCCAUUUACGAGACAACGCGCUCCAGCUCUUCUGGCAUGUGUUUCGAGACUCGGUUCAGUAAAUAGAAUGUUACCGAGUCGGGCUGGAUCGGCACCAUCUGGAAACGGGUCACCUUCAGGCAGAGGUAACACAGGACACGGGUCGGGGCUUGUCGGGAGCGGGAGCCGUCCCGUGUUGGUCAGAGCAGGGCUAGCUUUACCAGGGGUCAGCGAGAGUGCCGGUGCUACCGGGCGACAGGGGCAAAGAGACGCCGUCGGGAUGCUGGGGGCUAAUGGUCCAGGGGGUCCGAGAGGUGCCAGACCUGGGAACGGAACUGGGGUUACUCCUCUACAGACCGCCGUCCAGGGCAACAUGGUGGGGCUAAACGAGGGAGUUGUGUUGCCUCACGGAGCGAGGUUCAACCCGGACAGAGAAAGUGCUCCUAUAUGCAGCGGCUCGGACAAUGACUCUGACUCCGGAGAUGAUGAUGACCCAGUGGGUUCACUCGGGGACAGCAGGAGAGGGGUGAAGCGGGAGAGAGGGGAGAUGGAAGCUUCGGUGACGGGGCAGGACGUGGGAAUAUCUCCCGGAGGUUACGGCAUGGUACCCGGAGGGGUCGCCGGGGCUAAGCCAGGGAAGAAAACACGUGGGCGAGUAAAGAUAAAGAUGGAAUUUAUUGACAACAAGUUGAGACGGUACACUACUUUCAGCAAGAGGAAGACUGGUAUUAUGAAGAAGGCCUAUGAACUCUCCACGCUGACGGGAACCCAGGUUCUGCUGCUCGUGGCCAGUGAAACGGGUCACGUCUACACUUUUGCCACCCGCAAACUCCAACCCAUGAUUACAAGUGAAACGGGCAAAGCUCUGAUCCAAACAUGCCUCAACUCGCCGGACUCGCCGCCGCGCUCUGACCCCUCCACGGACCAGCGCAUGAGUGCCACGGGCUUUGAGGAGACAGACCUCACCUAUCAGGUGUCUGAGUCUGAGAGCAUGGGCGACAUAAAGGAUACACUGAAACCCACGUUCACGGUAGCUAGCCUACCAGGCAGCACCAGCAGCGCCCAGUGCACCGUACCCACCACCUCCACCACCAUGCAGGUGAGCAGCGGACCUUCGUUUCCCAUCACCAACUACCUGGCGCCCGUCUCGGCCAGCGGCAACAUCAGCGCCAACGGCACCGUCCUCAAGACCGCCGGCGCCUCAGGAGUCAUGCAGCUGCCCGGGGGCUUCACUUUCAUGCCUGCAGGCACUCCUCUCCCCCCCGGCACCCCCACCAUUCCUCUGAGCCAGCUGCAGCAGCACUCCCUGGCCCUGCAGGGGCAGCAUGGUCAGACCCUGGCUGCCGCCUCGCAGUCACAGCAGGGACAGCAGGCUGUCUUCCGCUUCCCUGCUGCUGUCUCCCUCACAGGAGCAGGGGUUCCCCAGCAGCUCCAGGCUAUCACGGUACACCACAGCACCCAGUCCACCUCCAACAGCGACAGCAGCCUUGACAUCUGCCACACGUCCACAAACUCCACCGCGACGGUGAGUCUCCCAGCAACCAUCGUCACCUCGUCAGUGCCAACGUCUGUUGCGGGUCACAUGAUGUACCCCAGCCCGCACACAGUGAUGUACGCCUCCACGCCGGGGAUGACUGACGGGGGGCUGGCUGUGCUCAACGCCUUCUCCCAGGGCACGUCGACCAUGCAGGUGUCCCACGCACAGGGCCAGGACUCCGGUGCCGUCCCUCAGGUGUUCCUCACAGCGCCUCAAGGCACGGUGCAGAUCCCCGUCUCUGCGGUGCAGCUACACCCAGUACGGCAAGAUCUGCAUUUUACAAAUGGUGAUUGGCCAGCAGUCGAGCGGCAGCAGCAGUAACCUGACGGAGCUCCAGGUGGUCAACCUAGACGCAGCACAGAACUCAAAGAGUGACUGACAGACGGCUGGAGCUGUUUGACAUGCAGACCCAGGGAGACAGACGGACUCACAUACAUCUCUAUUUAUUGAUGCCUUCCUACAGCGAUUCACAUUACACUUCUGAAUGUGACUUUAAAUGACAUAUAUACACACACGAUCAAGGGCAUAUGUGUGGAUGACCCUUAACAGUAUACAAUAUGUUUUGGUAUAUAAAUAUAUAUAUAUAUAUUCGCAAAUGCAUAGGAAAAAUAUCACGACAUCCUUCAUCGGAACCUAUUUUCUAUGCCGUUAGAUGGUGUUAUUUUAUUUUAUGUUUUUUGUGCGUGCGUGUUUUUGUUUGAAAAUGUGUAAUUAAAUGUACACACACACUGCGAGGUGCCACAGCUUCACACCAGCCAAAGAGACAUUUGUUUGUCUGAAUGUUCCAGUGUGAGCAACUUGUGCACAAACGCGUGUGUGUGUGCACGCGCAUAUCUGGGGUUUGUAAAUGGGCGGGAGACGCUUAUUGACUUAAAAGAGACAUUUGAAAAUGUACAGUUUUUUUUUUUUUUUAACAACUUGUAUUUUUAGCCUGGUUUAGUUUGUGCAACGGCAUGUAGUUGUUUUUUACGUAGUGGUUUUGUAUGUACAUAAAAAUGAUUUGCAUAAAGAAAUGAUUUACAUACGUAUAUGUAAAUGAAUUUAAUAUACCACCAUAUGUUGAUAUACUGUCAUGCUGUUGGGAGUUUUCACUACAAGAUGGAGAAGGAACGCUGGAUGUUUUUCUACAUAUUUUGAUUGGGACAGUUGUAGGAUCAAGUAUCUGGGUCGCAUCGUGUAAAACACAAGAUCUGAUUUACUGUUAACAUCUUUACUUUAGCUGGGAAGGUUUCAGUGCUGCCGACAUCGUUCAGCAUCAGUGUUGCAUGUGAGGAUCUGGUACUUUCUUAGUUUGGAACCUGAUGACUAAUCGGGUGGACGUUUCACUUAGCUCAACUUUUAUUAUUUACAUCUGUGUUAACACACAUUUAAAUACUAUUCUGUCAUUUUUAACUCUUACACAAAUAUAAGAUCCUUGAAGUGAGUAGAAUAGUUUGUUCACUUAUUUAUAAAUGCCAACAAACAGGUUGUCAGAUAAAAACAUGAACAUCUAAAAGAUGAUCCAUUGUCUCCACUUGAGUGCAGACCUUUAAUUAUGUGACCCUAUAUCUAAGGAAGCAUUUGCUUUGUCAGUCAGAGCAGUCUCAACGCUGUAGUAUUACAAUAGUGAUGAGGAGAAAUAUUUUUGUACAAACAAGGAUCUCUUAUGAAGGAAGUGACUUCAGGUGCUUAAAAAAAAUGUUAAUAUACUUCUUGGAAGUACUUUUGACCCUAGCUGACUGCAAUCUCAGCGCGUACCUCAGCAAUCAUUAAGAAUGAGUUAUUAGACUGAGAGCCUUCUUUCUGCGCCAUAGUGCCUCUUUUUCAUGGCUGGUUUCUAAAUCACUGCUAGGCAAGAGAAAUGUAGGAUUUACUUCUUUCCAGACCACCUCACAUGACUUUGGACUUUCAUACAAUCCUCUGCUGUGCCCAGAGAUUUUUUGACUCAUUUCUACAGAAUUAGCAGGAUGACUGAGCAUGCUGGCUUGAAGCCAAAGAGAAUUAGACAGACCCAUGAUGACUGCUGUUCAGUUAUUCACUGGCAGGAGAGGUCAUUUUCACGCUUGGCGUUCUCUCCUCUUGUACAUUGUCAUGUCAUCCUGCAGGCUUGUUUGUGAAGGAAAUUUACAGGUUAAAGACAUUCAAUCCCCUGAUAUUAUCUGGUGGUUUUUCAGAAAUAGUAUUUUAAAAGGCAAUUGUUGAAGAGAAUUUGUGGUUUUCACCUUGUCAUUAAGAAAAAUGGUUGUGUGUAUUUUUGUUUUGUUGUACAGACAUUUUGUAAUAAAAACAUGGUGAAACUAGGAACCGUUGAAAGAAUGACCACAAGGACUUUAUUUUUAUUGGGACGGAGCAUGUUAAACCAUAUUGUCCUGAAUGAAACCUUUUAUAUAACUGCAUUGUUGAAAUGAAGACCGCUAAAUAGGAAUAAAUGAGCCAAUGCCUCAGAGACCGCAUCACUUAGAAAAAAUAACUCAGCAAGGCAUUGGGAGGCGGCAGGAAGAGCGAGCAUGCACCUCUUAAUGUUUCAGUGAUGCACAACCACAGAACUCAGACUGGCCUAACUAAGAUGAAAGAAGAAGGAGACUUGUCCCAUUCACAAGAGACGAAAGCAGCAAUUAAAGAAAUGCAACAUGAUACAGUGAUCGGUCUCAGCUGACAAUGAAAUCAAUCACUUGGCAUCAGAUUAUGACUAUACAGAGUCCAUUACAUCAUUUACAAACCAAACAAAGGCGAUGCAACAAGAGAUUAGCAUAAUUAUAUCACAACAAACGGUAGUUAAGGAGAAACCCCUCACAUAUCCACAGUGAAGUAAGGCAUCAUGUCUCCCCGUCAGUGUCUUCAAACAAAGUGCUGACAGCUAAAACCAUCGUGAUGGCCAGAGAGCCUCUUUCAACAAUUAAAAAUAAUGUAUAAGCAUGCACUUACACCAGGUAGUAUAUGUCUAUUGCUAUUGUACACAUACAAUAUACAAAUAUACAUUACAAGUUGGAAAGAUAGUUGAUUAAGAAAUGUGCAUGAUUUGACAAGUAUAAGUUUAAAAAGUUUCCCAUUAAAAUAGAAAUGUUGCUCCUGAUACAUCUUCGAUUUUUUUGUUUUGGUUUAUGAAACAUUUUGAAAAAGAACAAAAAGCUUUUUGUUGUGUAUAUUUACAUUAUGAACAAGGAUGAGGAAAGACGAUGUGCAAAUGUGAUUCCAUGCAAGCAGUUGCAUAAUGUGGCUUAGGUGCUUGAGUGAUGGGAUAAAGGUGGGACCGGAAUAAAGAGAACAACAGACCAGCGACUCAUGGCUUCAAUGAAUGACACUGCAAUAAAUCACAACACUCACACUUCAACUCGUCGUAAAUCACGCGCACCUAUCACCGAAACAUUCACCCUGGAAACAUAACAACAACCAAAGUUACAUUAAGUAGCAUCUUGAGUUCGAUCACGUCAAAGUCUUAGGUAAUCAAUCACCAAUCUGUGAGGUGAGUUCUGAGUUAGCAACCGAGCAAUAUACAACUAAACAACCCGGUCCAACAAUACACGGCACCUCGCCAUUCAAGAUAAGGAUGGAAAGGUAAUACUGCCAGUAAACGCAACACAACACCUC
Etheostoma cragini (Arkansas darter) is the source of this 5486-nucleotide messenger RNA. It is a transcript of the gene srfb, whose product is annotated as serum response factor b. Lineage: Eukaryota; Metazoa; Chordata; Actinopteri; Perciformes; Percidae. Gene Ontology annotation, molecular function: DNA-binding transcription factor activity, RNA polymerase II-specific; protein dimerization activity; serum response element binding. The record is from RefSeq and is a predicted model, not a curated record. Gene Ontology annotation, biological process: positive regulation of transcription by RNA polymerase II. The transcript is spliced from 8 exons. The coding region runs from base 471 to 2240 and encodes 589 amino acids.